AUGGUGAGAAAGCACUUUGUAACCACAGAGCUCUUGCGUGUUAAGGCCGUGUUCAUGCAGUUUGUCACGGGUGCACUGUGGGACUCUGUGCUGAUGGCACAUGGUCAGACAGUCUCAAGGGACCUCCGUGAGGCGCAUCAGCAAAACCAGCUCCAGGACAUUCUGUCCCAGCACCACCAUAAGAGGAGGUGGUCCCAGCAUCGCUCUUUGGGUGUCUUACCACAACCUGAACCAGAGGAGGAAUCCAAACCUUUUGUCCUGGACCUUAAGAACUUCCCUGAUCUGGCUAAUGCAGACAUUGGCUCUCAAAACCCCAACAUCCAGGUGACAAUAGAGGUGGUUGAUGAUCCUCAGAUGGAGGUAGAGAUGGACUUGGCCAAAGAAGGACACCACAAUUGGCCACCACCUUCCUCCUCCUCCUCCCCCUCCACCUCAUCCUCCUCUCCUGCUUCCACUGUUGAUUGGUUGGGUGGUAAGAAGCUUUUCUGGCCACUGUUUUGGGGAUACACUGACCCAGACUCGAGUGAGGAUGGCACAGGCCACACAGCAGAGGAUGAGGAUUACACGUUGGAGUAUGACAGUGGAGAACCCCUCCCUAGUGGCCUGGGCGGAGUGGGCGGGGACUGGGACAGCCACUGGAAUGAAGGCUGGGACCCCACACAAGGCUUUUACAACCAGGAGGAGUGGAGUGCCUGGACUCCAUGCAGUGCCACCUGUGGCCAUGGCAACCAGACACGAACGCGCUCCUGUGGGGACUUUUGCACUUCGACGGAGUCCAGGAGCUGUGAUCUUGACCCAUGUCCAGAUGAUAUGAACACAGUAGCAAACGUGUUCCCCUUUGAGAUGGAAAAUGGUACCGAACCUUUUGGCACAGAUGUUGAUAGCUGUGAGAAGCUGCUCAACUGUAAGAGUGAGUUCCUUCAGCAUUACCUUCAACAAGUCCUGACAGAAUUACCAAGCUGCCCUUGCUCUUACCCCAUGGGUGCAUCCUACAAUAUGAUCAGUGUCUUAGAUGAGGCCCAGGGACGGACCUUCCGUUGGCGGGACGCAAGUGGACCAAAGGAGCGACUGGAUAUCUACAAACCCUCUGCUCGUACCUGUUUGCGUUCGGCUCUUUCGGGAGAUGGGGAAACCCUUGCUGCCCAGCACUGUUGCUACGACGACUUGGGAAGGCUGAUAACACGUGGUAAAGGGGCAGGUACACCAAACCUCAUCAGCACUGAAUUUUCACCUGAGCUACACUUCAAGGUGGACGUCCUGCCCUGGAUCCUGUGCAAGGGCGACUGGAGUCGUUUUCACGCCGUGCGGCCACCCAACAAUGGCCUGCGCUGCCCAGAGAACCCCCACGAGGAUGUCUUCAUAAACGAGCUGGAAGAGGCCAGGGAAUACUGA
Chanos chanos (milkfish) is the source of this 1392-nucleotide messenger RNA. RefSeq names its product isthmin 2b (gene ism2b). The record is from RefSeq and is a predicted model, not a curated record. Bases 1 to 1392 code for a protein of 463 amino acids. The transcript has 7 exons. Lineage: Eukaryota; Metazoa; Chordata; Actinopteri; Gonorynchiformes; Chanidae.